Messenger RNA from Leucoraja erinaceus (little skate), 3735 nucleotides. RefSeq names its product arginine/serine-rich coiled-coil 2 (gene rsrc2). The record is from RefSeq and is a predicted model, not a curated record. NCBI's taxonomy places the organism in Eukaryota, Metazoa, Chordata, Chondrichthyes, Rajiformes, Rajidae. The coding region runs from base 1830 to 3557 and encodes 575 amino acids. The transcript is spliced from 14 exons.
AAAAGUUUGCAACUAUACCAAUUAAUACAAAUCCAGUGACUAUUAUUACCUUGUGCCCUUCUGACCAUUUGCCUAUUAUUACCUAUUGCCUAUUUGCCAUUUCACUUGCACUUUAUGUGCAAUGUGACGAAUAAACCCGUAUUGUAUUGUGUCGUAUUGUAUAUGCUACGUUGUUGAUGUUAUGGUUUAACCACAAAUCAGGAAGCUGAAUUGUGCUAUACAGUAUUCAUUUUGGAUAUCCUCGGCAAGGCAAACAUUUAUUGUCCAUGCAUUGUUUCCCUUGAGAAGAAGGUGGUGAGCCACCUUAUUAAAUUUCUGCAAGAUGUUUAGUGAAGGUACUCUCACGUUGGUGGUGAAUUACAGGGUUAUGCCCCAAUGAUAAGGAGCGUAAAUCUUCAGUGGUACUGACACAACAUUGUUUGAUCACGUAACUUUUGUUUUAUCUAAUGCAUUGAAAAAAAUCUCAUCUGGCCCAAACAAAUUGGCUGACUGACGAUAAAUGUGGAAGAUGCUAAAAUUAACUUGUCUGCUUAGCUAUUCUGGGUAAAUGUGUUUGAAAUACUUCAACCUUUUCUUCAGUAUUCACAUCCAGAGCCCAGCUGUCAUUGAGGAUAGGGUUAUUCUUGGAGCCUCUUUUCUUAUCACCUGUUUGAUUGUGUGCCUACAUUAAAACAAGAUGAAGCAGGGCUGAAGAGUUUUUUAUCAGUUCAUAAAUGGUGUCAAGACUUUGCUUGAAUGCUUUUUAUUGGGAGUGCAUGGCAAUGCAUGGAUACAUGUGAUGUUAUUUUAUUCUCAUAAAAUAACAUCAAUCUGCAUGUAACUUAAUAAAUAGAGGAAAGAUGAGCAGGCCAUUUGACCCAUUGCACCAGCUGUGUCAUUGAGCCAUAUUAAUAGCUGAUCUUCAUGUGGUAAUUCUAUAUCUUCGAUUUAAAUCAAAAAUUCCAAAAUAUCUGUCUUGAAUUUACUCAACGGUUCAGCCUCCAUUGUCAUUUCCGAUAGGAAAUUCUAAUGAUUCACAAUGCUGCGAAUGAAGAAUUCUGUGAAUCUCAAUUGUGAACGAUCGACUCUUUAGUUUGAGACUGAGUGCCCUGGUUCGAGAUAUCUCAUCAGUCUUGUAUGUACCCCUUCAAGCCCAAUAGAAAUUUUGAGAACAUUGACAUCAUUUUUGAUUCUCUUGAAGUUAACAGUGAAGGCCCAGUCUGCUGAAUCUUUCUUCUUGUGAUGUACCUCAACCCCAAGAAACAAAACAGUGAAUCUUCAUUGUACAUAUAACCAUCAUCUUUGUGCAUGGAAAACAGAUAUAUAUACCGUAUUCCAGGUGCUACCGUGCCAAGGGAAGUGAAACUGAACAGGAUGAAUUAGUUUUGAAAAAAUCCCCAUCUGACACAGGAAAGCAAAGUGAGGGAUCAACAUCAUCAAAAUCUCCCAAAAGUUGCAAGCAUCAUUCUUCACGAUCCCAGUCUAGGUCAAGGUCGAGAUCAAAAUCUAGGGAAAAGAAACAAAAGUCCGAUUUUAAAUACAGGAAGUCCCCAGGUUACAACAAGGUUCCGCUCCUGAGAACUGUUCGUUAAUCGGAAAUGAACAAAAACAAUGCGUGGGAGAGGAUCACAGAAACAUGUGACAGGAGAAUGAGCAGAAAGUGAAAACCGGAAACGCAGACGAAGUCGCAGCAGAAGCAAAGAGCGUGCUUAUGCACGAAGAGACACAGCGAGUGGAAGACGCUGCAGAGUCAAAUAGCAAAAAAUAUAAGCCCACCUCCUGAAAAGGCUUAGUGGGUAAUUACACGGCAGGAUACCACUCGGUCAUAUUUGCAGUCUGGUGAUCAUCUUAUGGAACGAAGACGGGAUUUAAAAGAAAAAUCUACAGCCAAAAGGGUGAAGUCAUCUGAGCAACAAAAUGACAAGGAGCAAAACAAAUGGAGAGAACGAUUAAGUUCAACAGAAAAUGGAGAAGACCGACCAAAACGAAAAGAAAAGAAAGCUUCAAAGGCUAAAAGUUAUUCCCGGUCCAGAUCAAGAGAGAGACGACGUCGCAGCCGUGAAAGGAAGAGAUCCCGGUCAAGGAAGAGAUCGCGUUCAAGGAGUAAAGAAAAGAGAUCUCGGAGCAGAGAUAGGCGGUCAAGAAGCAGAAACAGACGCUCAAGGAGCUGGGACAGGCAUUCAAGGAGUAAGGACAAGCGGUCAAAGAGUCGGGACAGGCGCUUAAGCAAAGAUAGGCGAUCGCGAAGUAGAAACAAACGGUCGAGGAGCAAGGAUAAGCGAUCUCGAAGUCGGGACAGGCGCUCAAGGAGCAAGGACAAGAGGUCGAGGAGUCGGGAUAGGCACUCGAGGAGCAAGGAUAAGCGGUCAAGGAGCCGGGAUAAGCGGUCAAGGAGCAAGGAUAGGCGAUCCCGAAGCCGGGGCAGGCGUUCAAGGAGCAAGGAUAGGCGAUCCCGGAGCUGGGACAAGCGGUCAAGGAGCAAGGAUAAGCGAUCCCAGAGUCGGGAUAAGCGGUCAAGAAGCCGGGACAGGUCUUCCAGGAGUAAAGAUAAGCGAUCUCAGAGCAGGGACAAACGCUCAAGAAGUAAGGAUAAGCGAUCUCGCAGUCGGGAUGGGUGUUCAAGGAGCAAGGAUAAGAGAUCUCGCAGCCGGGACAGGCGCUCAAGGAGCAAGGAUAAGAGAUCUUGCAGCCGGGACAAGCGCUCAAAAAGUCGAGGCAGGCGCUCAAGGAGUAGGGACAGGCAUUCGAGCAGAGACAGGCACUCAAGAACCAAAGAGAAAAAACGACGACCAAAAUCACGUUCAAGAUCGCGAUCGAGGGUCAGGCCACGCAGGAGCAGGAGUAGAAGCAAAGAAAAAAGAAAACGCAAAUUUAGCAGAAGUAGAAGUCGUAGCCGGACUCCCCCAGCAUUCAGAGGUCGCAAUGCUGCCAUGGAUGCUCAAGAAGCAUUGGCUCGCAGGCUUGAAAGAGCAAAGAAGCUUCAGGAACAAAAAGAAAAAGAGCUGCUGGAAAAACAAAAAGAGGAACAAACCGACGUUGCAGACACAACUAAUGGAUCAGUUGGAAAUGUCAACCAGCCAACAGUUAGUAGUGGAUCCGUUCUCAAUGUUGCUGCACUCUUGGCAUCUGGCACUCAAGUUACCCCUCAGAUUGCGAUGGCUGCGCAAAUGGCAGCCCUCCAAGCCAAGGCAUUGGCUGAAACAGGCAUAGCCGUACCUAGUUACUACAACCCAACUGCUGUCAAUCCAAUGAAGUUUGCAGAACAGGAGAAGAAACGCAAACUCCUCUGGCAGAAUAAGAAAGAAGGGGACAAAUCACAGACUGCAGAAUUAUGGGAGAAGCUAAAUUUUGGCAAUAAAGACCAAAAUGUAAAAUUUCGAAAGUUAAUGGGCAUCAAGGAUGAAGAAGAAGUGGGAACUCCGGUCCCAAAUCCUGCUGAAAGUUUCAAAACUUUAAAGCAACAGGAAGAAAUGUUCAGGAACUUGGAUGCUCAAUAUGAAAUGGCACGAUCACAAACUCACACGCAGAGAGGCAUGGGCCUGGGUUUCUCUUCAAUGAGAGGAAUGGACACAAUUUAAGAACAAGUGUUGUACUUGUGCUUAAGUACAUGAUUUUUUUAUAUUGUCUUUGUCCAUGUUGGAGAUUUCAAGCUUCAUUUUGACUUUCACUUUCCCGUUUACUGAAAAAGCUAGCAAUCUAGCUUGCAUGGUUGUUGCAGUGCAAAAUAAUUUAUUAAAAAGAGUUUUGAUUGUAAAA